Molecule: messenger RNA, 2808 nt
Organism: Miscanthus lutarioriparius
Lineage: Eukaryota; Viridiplantae; Streptophyta; Magnoliopsida; Poales; Poaceae
Source: the annotation of a GenBank genome assembly
AUGGCGCCCCCGCCGACCGCCGCGUGUGCGGCGUCGGCGGAUCCGGUAGAUGCGGAGUCUCUGGAGGUGCGGUGCGCGGGGUGCGGCGAGGCGCUGGAGGUGGAGCGGGGCCUGACGGAGUUCAUCUGCCCGGACUGCGCCACGCCGCAGUCGCUUCCCCCCGAGCUCAUGCCGCCGCCGCCGCCCCGCCGGAAGGCACUCCCGCUGCCCCGCGGUGCCGCGGAUGUACGUGGCGCGCGGCUCCCCUGCGGCGCGUGCGGCGCGCUCCUCAGCGUGCCCGUUGGGAUGACGCGCUGCGCCUGCCCGCUCUGCGGCGCCGAGCUCGCCGUUGACACCGCGAGGCUCAGGCACUACCUCCUUUCCUCCGCCGCGUCGGCGGAUGCCGUCCCCGUGGUGCCGCUCGGCGCCUCGUCCUCGGAGCCUCCCAUCCUCCAAAUCCGGCAGGCACAUACAGAGCAUGCUGGCCAGUUUAUUUCAGAGUCGCCAGAAUCAGAGCAUCCAGAAUCAGGGCAUCCUGAUUACACGAUUGAUGGAGAAGAGUUACAUGGGGUCCCCGACGAUACUGCAAGGUAUCAGGAGCAGAGGAACAUAUAUCCAGGCAGCUCCAGAAUUGUUUCUGCAGAAAAGAGACAUGGUGAGCCUAUAUCUCAGGUCAGGCACCAGACUCAAGAUCUUACUUCCAGCCAUGCUAUUCGUGCAAAGCAGUCAUAUCAACAGAAUCCGGAUCGAGUUAUUGAGGCGCUGCAAAAUCCUGUUAAUUCUGCACUUUUUAGUGAAUCAGGGAUCAGCAAAUGGGACAAUUCAUGUUCAGGAAAAGCAACAAAAACCUGGAAGCAAAACAAACCACAGAGAAGGGCAUGCGCUCAACUGGUUCAUGAGACUAUUGCAGGCAACGACAACAGGGGCAGGAGGCAGUUGAUUGGCCUCGAUGUUAUGGGUUCAGAGAGGAGACAAGAACAGACAACAAAUGGUGCCACUCAAGAGGUGCGAAGGGAACAUUCUGAAUCUGCGAUUCGCAAGGAAAUGGGUAAUCAAGUAACUCACGUGGAAUCGGAACAGCCAGGAAGCCACAGAGUUCACGCAGGGAAACGGAAAGGCUUGGUUGCUGCUUCAAAUUCAGUUCUUCAGCUUAGGCGUAGCAAACGUUUGGCAAAAGAUUCAUCUGCUGCCACAGACAGACAACUUGUCAUGGACACUGAAGUAAUUCAUAGGCAAAAUGUUGGAUGUCAAGCUGUUUCUCCAAAUGGACUCAUGCCAACGGCCAUUAUAGAUGCUGAACAAACAGAAAGUGAGCCUGAUGAGCAGUCUCCAGUACAUUCGUCUGAUCUGUCAGAUACUAAUAGAAUCAUCGACAAUUUAUGUAACAGUUCAUUGCCUUCACCUGAGUUUCUUCAAACAUGCUCUAAUGAAUCGGAGAACCUUCAUAUAACUACGCUACCUUCUCCAAACCAUGACAUGUCGGAUGCUGAGCAUUUUUCUUCAAACCUCGACAUGGCUGAUCCUGAGGAUUUUGUUUGUACCUAUAUUCCUUUAGAUGUUAAAAGGGCCCUCGCAAAGCAAGAUUCCAAGUCAUCCCCUCAUCAUAUGACGUCCCAGCAAAGUUCUGGCGAGGCAUACCUGCGAGAUUCAAUGGAUUCAGAAGGGCAGGAAGUGCAGCUAGAAUCUCAGAGAAAAGGUAGACGUCCUCGUGGUUUAACACUAUGUCUGAAGGUGUGGACCAUGCAUAAGGGCAUGCACAUACCAGUUUCAUUGAACUCUUCAGGUCAACCUAUUGGAAAAGAAGCAGCCACAUUGACUUCCUUUCUGGGUGCAUUAGCACGGGAUGGAAUACUGGUACCUCUUACAUACCAUAAUUGGAAACUUGUUCCUGAGAAAAAUAAGGAUGCGAUGUGUCAUAUUGUCAAGCUCAAAUUUGACAUUGCUCCGUUUCCAAAGUCAUGGGUUGUGAAGAAUUUAGCAAAGAAGUGGAGAACUUGGAAAUUUCAAUUAAAACAACAGCAUUUUGAUACUCAUGAAACAGAAGAGGAGCGCCUUGCCGAUCGGAAUCCUCGUGUCCUCGAAGAACAUUGGCGAUUCUUAGUUGCAUAUUGGAGUACUGAAAAAGCACAGGCUUUAAGUGCUCAAAACAAGGCUAUUCAGGCAAAAGUAACCACUUAUCAGACCUCAGGGACGAAGAGCUUUGCACGUAGAAUUGAAGAGGAGAAACAAAAAUGGCCAAAUAAGGAUGAGCCAACUGUUGAGGACUUGUUCAUAUUGACUCACACACCCAAGGAUGGGAGGCCUGUGAUGAAGGCUGCAGCUGAUGCCAUUGCACGGCGACUCCAUGAAUUACGUCAAAAGCAAUCAGAAGGCCCAAAGCGCCGACGGGGGAAGGCAGCCUUGAAGGCAUCUUUGGAUGAAGCCAUGGAGGCUAAGAGAAAGGCUGAAGACGAGACAGCUGCAUUGAGGGAGAAGUUGAUUGCUAUGGAAGAAAGUCAGAAAAAGCUGCAGGAGGCUACAGCCAUCAAGAAGAGCGCAGCCGGCAGCCCUAGUCGUAGUCGGGGUCCAGACUCCGCCCAGCUGCAGCAGGCAGCCAAUGGUGGCGCAAAUGGAGCGGGGCCGAGUAGAAGUAGAAGGCACAGUCGCACAAGCGCACGACGGCAUGGAGUGCCGGCACAACUUGGCAGCUCGACAACACCGCGGCAAAGGCGCAGCAAGCCGCCAAGGCGUGGAUAUGAGCCCCGAGACGCCGUAAGUGAGACAGGAUACAUGCCCGGGGCGCGGCACAAGCAAGCAGACAACACGCGGCGGGACAGGGGUGCGUCAUAA